GUUCCAGUCCAGACUGCGGUGUGGCCCUAAAGUCUAAAUCAGUUUUUGAAACAUUUACAGAUGCAGGAGAGAGCAAAUAGUAGCGUGCUGGCGUGUUCAAUCAUGACCUCCCAGUUGGCAGCUGAUCCAGCUCAAGCUGUUUGUAUGGAAAAGCCAACAAGCCAUCAUAGGGCGGUCCUGACUCCGAGCUGAACACCCAACCAGUCAUCAGAGAGGAUAAUUUAUCCAACAUUCCCAGACCUUAACUUUCAACGUAAUUUUAACCCUGAGGAAACAGCAGCCUCCAGGAGUGAGAGAGAGCAGGAUUACAGUAGGAGUGAUGUCCUGAGAUUACUCAGUAUCUAAAUAAAGCCCAGCACUGAGGAAGUCUGUUUAUCCGAGACUGAGCAGAGACUGGACUAUUACCUGUGAGCACAAUGACUGCGCUGUAUCACACAUUCCUGCUAUUUACAGUCAGUAUGGCUUCCCUGCAGCCACAGAGGUCUUCGCGGAGCAAAAGGGGUUUGCUGGAACUAGCUGGUGUGAUCAAGUGCAGCACGGGACGAUCAGCUUUAACUUAUGCGAUGUAUGGAUGUUACUGUGGUCUCGGGGGUCAAGGGUGGCCCAGAGACAGAGCGGAUUGGUGUUGCCACAAACAUGACUGCUGUUAUGGGGAUGCAGAAUUUGCAGGCUGUCAGACAAAAACGGACAGGUAUCAGUGGACAUGCGAAGAAGAGGAGGUUGACUGCGAUACGCUUAAUGACAGAUGUGCGAAAAUCCUCUGCCGAUGUGACAGGGAAGCAGCCAGAUGCCUCCGAAAGGCACCGUACAACCAGAAAUAUGCUCUGUGGCCAGAUUUCCUAUGUGGAUGUGUUCAUCCUACCUGCAACAUUUACUAAUGCCAGUAUAAAAUUUGAAUUCACUCAAACAGCAAAAAAAAAAACAACAACAACAACUAUUCUUUAUGGCAAAAGAAAUUAUAAUACAUUUAUUGUAAAAUCUCAAAAUCUUAUCAAACAUCAAACUAUAGCCCUGGUAAGA
Messenger RNA from Onychostoma macrolepis, 1020 nucleotides. It is a transcript of the gene pla2g10, whose product is annotated as phospholipase A2 group X. Lineage: Eukaryota; Metazoa; Chordata; Actinopteri; Cypriniformes; Cyprinidae. Gene Ontology annotation, molecular function: phospholipid binding; calcium ion binding. Gene Ontology annotation, biological process: arachidonate secretion; lipid catabolic process; phospholipid metabolic process. The transcript has 5 exons. The coding region runs from base 417 to 878 and encodes 153 amino acids. The record is from RefSeq and is a predicted model, not a curated record.